GGACGUGUGAGUUUCAGUAAAGGAGCUGAAGCUGAAUUUGUUCUUCAGGUUGUCCCUGAGAGUUUUCUGCAGGCAGGCAGAGGGUCCCUGUGCUGCUGGCUUCCCCAUCCCUCGCCAGGCACCAUUGCUGCCAUUUCCCCUCUCAUCUUCCUCUUCCUCUUCACCAGGUCAAGCUGGGAGCUGCCCGACCUGCGAGAAGGACGAGUAAAAGCCAUCAGCGAUUCGGAUGGGGUGAGCUACCCCUGGUAUGGAAACACCACAGAAACCGUCACCCUGGUCGGGCCCACCAACAAGAUCUCCAGGUUCUCGGUGAGCAUGAACGACAAUUUCUACCCCAGCGUGACGUGGGCCGUCCCCGUGAGCAACAGCAACGUGCCCCUGCUGACCAGGAUUAAAAGGGACCAGAGCUUUACCACGUGGCUCGUGGCCAUGAACACGACCACCAAGGAGAAGAUCAUCUUGCAGACUAUAAAGUGGAGGAUGCGAGUGGACAUUGAGGUGGACCCCAUGCAGCUGCUGGGGCAGCGGGCGCGGCUGGUGGGCAGGACUCAGCAGGAGCAGCCGCGGAUCCUCAGCAGGAUGGAGCCCAUCCCACCAAACGCACUAGUGAAGCCCAACGCCAACGACGCCCAGGUCCUCAUGUGGAGACCCAAGCGAGGGCAGCCCAUAGUGGUGAUACCCCCCAAGUAGGGCGUGCAGGUGAGGACCUGGGUGCCCCCAGCCCGCUGCAGACGAACAGGGUUUGCGAGCCAAAGCAGAUCUCUCGGCUUCUCCUGCCUUUGUUGUUGUGGUUGCAAACGUGGCUCCUCCUCGGUCAGAAAUAGAGCCUGGCUGGCACAAGGGUGCAGAAGAAGGUUUGCUGAGCUGGAGGAUUUCCCAGGAAUCGAGUACUUGCAGCUGGCACAGAGGCUGUCUGACAUAAAGGACUCGUCUUUCCUUGCGGGGCAGCGCGAGGAGCACGAGUGUGGUUGAACCGUGCCUGUGGCAAACGCUGCUUCCCACCCAGCCGGAGGGAGAAGCGGAGGCUGUGCCUGCUGUCCCCUGCCAUGUCCAUACCUAUGCAUUUCAGAUGGAUGAUCCACCCCUCGCCUGCCCGCUGGCACCGGGCGGGAGCGGGCAGAGCAGAGCCCGGUGUCACCGCCCGGGAGGGGUUUUCCUCAGCCCCGAGGGAGCGGGACACGUUUUGCAUGCGUCUGGGUGUGUUUGGAGUAGUUGUGAGUGUAGGAGAUGCCAUAGCUCUUUUCUGUCUUGGAGUGAGGUCUAAGGGCAGGUUAGAUGUCCUUUGGUUUAAGGUGCACUAAGUCUUUGCAGUUCCUCAGCCUCCCCCUCCCAAGUCGCGCUGACCCUUCUCUCACGGAAGCAGAACCGCGUCUCAGCCGAGUGAGAAAUCGGGAGCGGUGCCGUUCUCCCAGCCCAGGUGCUCUGGGUGUGUGUGGUACCCAAACCAGCUCAGAGGCACCCCUGGACUCGCUUUGCUUCACUGCAGACCCCGCUCCCUCGCUAGAGGUUGGGUGCUCGCUCAUUUUCCACGCAAAUGCUGGCUCACACAGAGACCUCUUCCCCAGCCACCCAUGGAGCAGGGUGGCUACUGGCUGGGCCACCAGUGCAGGGGACAGCACUCCUUGCGGUAACUCCCCAAGCUCUGUGGAAGGCAGGGAUGUGAGUGGAAGCUGCUCAGAGCAGGAGGAGGUGAAUGUGCUGCCUGGGGGCUGUCUCCUGCUGCUGCCAUGCUUGGGAGGGGCUACAGGGGGAUUUAUUUGCCUUUCUCCUCACUCCUUGCUGCCUGGGUGGCUGGCAUCAGCUGGUCCACAGGGCAGCACAGUGCUGUGGGAUGCAGCUGGCAGUUCCCAGGAUCUCACCCUGGAGCUGCAGCAGAGGCAUAAACCAUGGCUGUGCUGCUGCUGCUCUGGGUGCUCCAUUGCUCCUGAGCAGGUGGUUUACAGCUGUUGCUGCUUUCUUUGCUCUGUCCUCCCCAGCACGAGCCCUGCAGCUCCUCCAGCUCGCAGCCCUGCCUUCUGCACACUGCGGGGGGAUUGUGCCGCCCUGGGGAUGCCGGUCAUUCCCGCUGGGAAGGUCCCAUGUCCCACUGGCUCCUGGGGAGGAGCGCUGGGUGACACUUCGUGCACCCCGGGCCCCGCCUGCACAGGGGCUCCCCAGGCAUCUUAGACCAAAAAUCCCUGUGAAAUCCCCGUGCUAUUUAUUGCCCUCAGUAGUGUUUGCUGCUGAUCCAGUUCUUUAUUUAUUUUUCAUCCGGGAGCGUUUCCUUUUGUCGCCCUGGUGCAGCAUUUCCCUGUGCCGGGGCUGGCGCUCCUGCUCCUCCCUCCCGGCCCCACACUGGGCUGGGAACCUGCUGCUUUCUGUGCCUAUGUCGGGGUUUUGCAGGGGCUACAGCCUUGCUGUGGGGCAGGUUUGGAGGGAGAGAGGGCUUUGAGCUUUGGUUUGCUGUGUUUUCUGCAGCAGAGCUCCCACAGGGAGCUUGCUGGUGUGUAAGAUGUCCUGCUCUUGUGAGCCUGUGGUUUUGUCCUGGUGUGGGAUGGAUGGCGGCUUUUGCCAUCGCUGAUGUUUUGUUUCUCAAAAAGUGUGUGUGGAGAGGGGUUAGAAACUUGAAUUUCAAUUUUCCUUAAGGACUGGGGGAGGAGGGGUAAGUACCUUUUGAUUUGAAGUAAGGCAGGUAUAUACUUUUGAUCCGGGGAGGGGACAGAAACAUCUCUGGCAGCAUCGGAGCUAAAACGCCAGAGGAAGGGGUUCCCCAGCAAACAGGCAGCUCCGAGGUGGGCUUCCUGCUGGGAGAGGAUGCUGUGUCCAGAGGCUGUGUGAGCCAGCUCCCCAAAACCCACGGGAAAUGGCUGCAUGCUGCUGUCAGCCCAGGGAGCUGCUGUGGCUGCAGUUGUCUGGGACAGUGGGGACACCGCUGCAGGGAUGCUGUUGAAUUCACUGCCACCUUUUGGGACUUGCUGGCCAGUCUGAGCCUUGGCACGUGGCUACUGAGACAGCAGCAGCUGAAUUUCUGUCCAUGAAUGUCUGCAACAUCCUGGUGCCAGGGUCAGGCUCCGUGCCUGGCUGUAGCCGUGUGCCUGACCCCCGAGGGCUGCCCCAGCCUGCAGGCAGGUGUUGGCUGAGCCCCGGGGCCAUGCCUGUGUUCAUCUCUCCAGGUUUCUGCCAGGCUUCCAUUCCCGCUCCUCUGACAGCUGCAUUUGAUGCACUUAACUCGGCUUGGUGCGUGGGUUGUCUUUGUGGGCAUUUCCCCUUUAAAAAAGAAAGGGGAAAAGGAAAAAGUUUGUGAAAAUUGUUUGCAAAGAAACCCGUGCAAACAGCGUUUACAGAAAGGUGCGGGCAUUUUGCGCGGGUGCGUGUUCACACCUGGGUGGAGGUGGAGCUCUGGGGGUGGUGGUGCUCAAGGGAAGGUGGUGAGGGAGAGCUCCCAUGUUGGAGUCUGAGUUUGGCUCAUUCCCUGUGGCUGGGUGAGCACUCAGACCCCUGGGCUUCACCCCAUGGGAUGCUUUCCCUGUGCCCCCCUUCCCCACCAGCACCCCGUUAUCUCAGGGAGGGGCAGCUCAUGCAAAUGCCCACGCUCCCGGGAGCCCUGAGCCUCGGGGUGCCCCUUCCCCUCCUUCCCAUCCUCGGGUCACUUAUUUAUUUAUCUAUUUAUUUAUUUAAGUUAUUUAUUGCUAUUUAUUGACAACUGGAAGUCGUUUGGGGGGGUUGGGGUGGGGUGGUAAUUUCUGCUGCACAGUGGGGGCAGCUGGGUCUCCCCCACACCCAGCCUCCUGCAUUUUGGGGUGCUGCUGGGAGCACCUCUGGGGAGGGAUGCUCGUGGGUCCCCAGGCUCCCAUCCCCUUUUUGUGGGGGAGAGAAAGGAAGGGGAGCCACACCGGUGCCUGCAGGGAGGGCACCCGGUGCUCACCCCCUCCCUGCAGAAGCUGGGAGCCCCCUUGGUGCUCCCUCCCGUGCCCAUCCCUGUUUACUGACCCGGCCUCCUGGUGCUCCUCCCGCUGGAUUUGCUGUCUCCGGCUCCCGGAGAGGGCGGGAGGAGCCAGGAUGGAUGAAUGUCACUACGGAGAACAGACCAAACCAGGUAUUCUGCUGCCGCGUGGGGAAAAUCAGAGAGAGAGGAAAGCUGGUUUUGCAGAGUGCCUUAAACACAAAUGACUUUACCGAGUAGGGGGCUUGGACUUCUGUCUCUGGAUGUUAUUACCAACUGGAAAAAUGUUGCAUUUCACUUCUCUGGGAUUAAAAGAAAACUACUCGACCUGUACCGGAGCCAAA
Molecule: messenger RNA, 4266 nt
Organism: Cyanistes caeruleus (blue tit)
Lineage: Eukaryota; Metazoa; Chordata; Aves; Passeriformes; Paridae
Source: RefSeq, a predicted model, not a curated record